AUGCCGGCAGCCACCAGGAAACGAUCUGUUCGGCCGGCGAAGAGCCAAGCUGCGGGAGAUAGCGAGAGGGCCAUACCGACCAGCAGCAUUGAUAAGGUUCCGGCGGGAACCCGGCGCAGCAAACGUCUCGGUCACGUUGAUGUGGAGGACAUUAGGGAUUUUGAGGCUAUACGAGUGAAGAGAAGACGAAGAAGUCAGAAGGAUGCGGAGGAAGAAGAUCAGGUGGACGUAGAUCAAGGCAGCGUCGAAAAAGAUGGUCAAGGAGAACGAGACGAACAGACAACAGAAGAUGGUCUAGACGAAGAAGAUGAAGAAGUAACAGACGACCAAAGCGAAGGUGCAGCUCUGCCAUUGGUAGCGGAGGCACCGAUGGAAGCACAAAUUGCCAAAAAACGAGGACGGCCGAGAAAGAUACGUGAGGAUCUCCGGGUAGAUACAUUGCGUAGGGAAGCAACGAAUACCCAUCGUACGAACGCAAGCCGUGCCAGAAAGGGGCAGAUAACUCAAGAGUCCAGUCGACUCUCGAGAACGAAAGCGACGAAACAAAGUGAAGGCUUUCUGAAUGCCGACGCUUCUCAAGCGACGCCAGACCCAGAUAUCGAGGACGAACCUGCCGCUGCUGCAGGCCGCAGAGCGGAUAUCUAUGAGUUUGCGAGUAGCCCACCUAGAGGGUCUGCCGUCGCAGUCGACCUUUCAAUGUCAUCAUACGAAGAGGACGAAUCGUCCGAUUCGCGAUCUGAUUCACAAGACCCAGACAAUGGGGAUGGACUGUUUGUCGAGCGCGAGACUCAGAACACAGACGGGGAGGGCGCAGAGCAAGGCUCGGCGCAAGGCUCAGAAGAAGGCGACGGGGAUGGUGAUGAUGAUGAGCAACUCUACAACGAUCCAACUAUGGCUGAGUUGCCGCCGUCUGCACAAGUAAGGGGGGAUGAUGCCUAUCCAGGGGAUACCGACUCCCAAAUGGAGCCACAUCCAAUAGAGCCAACGCAGCAGCUUCGACGUUUGGUUGAUGAUAUGGACCCUUUGACUCCUGACCUCUUUCCGGAGGUUGAUUACGAGUACCCGGACGAUCAUUUCAUCUUUCACAAGCCCGAAGAACAAGACCGACUGACCGCGGCGGCAGUCAAAUCACCGUCAUUGAAGAGCAUCAAGGAGUUGAUGAAUGGGGUGGGUUGGAUGCGCUCCAAAGACGGAAGAGCAGUUGACCUCACAACCGGGCCGGCGCAACUCUCGCAGAGAACUCAGCCUCUCUGGGACCGAAUUCACCUACUCAACGAUUUCUGGGAAGGAGCACCUCGUGCGCCCCUCUUCAGUAAACAAUGCGACUAUUUGCAUUCGAGCGAUGCAGAUGCGGUCGAUGCCAGGCACACCUUCAAGGAAGUCGACACACUUGUUUAUAGGAUAGCCACGAAAGCGAAGAAGCCCAGCCCCGGCGAUGAAUCUGACAUGCCGGCGCCACGUUUCGUUAGGGAGCUGUACGAAAGUGUCAUUCCUUUGCUUGUGGUCACGCUUGGAAACGUAUUCCAAAAGGGUACUGAGCACAAUACAUCACAUUACACCGGGUCGUUCACGAAAACGAUGUUGCAAAUUAUGCACAGACUGGUUGCUUGGAUUGAGAAGCUAUACUAUGGCAUGCUCUCAAACCUUGCGAGGAGGAGGCAGAAGGAGCAAUUACUAUCCAAGAAGCUCAGUCGAGGGAAGCUGGCCGACUAUUUACGAGGCUUCAAGCGAGAGCUGGAUGUGACUUGGACCAAGGUCAAUCACACGAUUCAGCGGCAACGACUUUACGAACAGCGGUUCGUUGAGAAGAAACAGAAGGAAAAGCGAGAGCGGCACGAAUACGAAGAGACCAGACGACGACAACGGGAGUUUUGCGAUAGACGACUGGAAGAGCGGAUUGCAGCCGAGAAAGCACGCAGAAUGGCAGGCUCCCCGCAACAGAGUCAACAAAGCAGGUACGAGAGACAGCAGGCUGGACCAGUGAAUCGUCAUCUACAUACUACGCGAGGAUCGGUGGACGUUGAGCCCUUUGCCUGGCCUGAAGCAGAUGCCAAGUGGCUUCUACAGACGUUGUCCGCAAGACCAGACUCUGGUACUCAAGCGCUCGCAAUGAUGCUCAAACGCGACGAAGGCGAUGUCAUAGCUAUGAUCAGCUUGCUUAAGCAAAGCGCCAGGGCACACGCAGCAUCGAGAGGCAAGGAGGUUCCGGCAUUUGCAGCAACUUGA
This is a messenger RNA of Colletotrichum lupini, 2226 nucleotides long. RefSeq lists its product as uncharacterized. Bases 1 to 2226 code for a protein of 741 amino acids. The record is from RefSeq and is a predicted model, not a curated record. NCBI's taxonomy places the organism in Eukaryota, Fungi, Ascomycota, Sordariomycetes, Glomerellales, Glomerellaceae. The transcript has 2 exons.